Messenger RNA from Theileria parva strain Muguga, 1467 nucleotides. RefSeq names its product translation elongation factor Tu (gene tuf). Gene Ontology annotation, cellular component: mitochondrion. The transcript has 2 exons. Gene Ontology annotation, molecular function: GTPase activity; GTP binding; translation elongation factor activity. The coding region runs from base 66 to 1403 and encodes 445 amino acids. NCBI's taxonomy places the organism in Eukaryota, Apicomplexa, Aconoidasida, Piroplasmida, Theileriidae. Gene Ontology annotation, biological process: mitochondrial translational elongation. The record is from RefSeq and is a predicted model, not a curated record.
GUUCAUUGUUUAAUUUACAUAAAGUAUCUAUUCAUUAUUUGUAAAUUAAUAAAUUAACAUUUAAGAUGUUCAAUUGUAGUUUGUUUUUAAAAAUUAGACCAAACCAAUGUAGUUCAUUUAAAAGUUUUAUUUCAUGUGGGUUUUCUAGUAUAGUUCCGAAGAGAACCCUUAGUUUAAAUAAAGAGUUUUAUUUUAUAAGAAGUGGUUUUCGCACCUUUGCUAUCGGUACUUUUGUUAGAACCAAGGAGCACUUAAACAUCGGCACCAUAGGUCAUGUUGACCACGGGAAGACUACACUUACAGCUGCCCUAACGAAAGUAUGCAGUUCAGCAGGUGUAGGAGAGUACGUUCCGUACGACUCUAUAGAUAAAGCCCCAGAAGAACGUAAAAGAGGUAUAACAAUCUGUGCCACUCACGUAGAAUAUGAAACUGAUAAACGACAUUAUGGUCAUGUGGACUGCCCUGGACAUGCUGACUAUAUUAAAAACAUGAUUUCAGGAGCUGCUCAAAUGGAUGGAGCUAUUUUGGUGGUUUCAGCACCUGACGGACCAAUGCCUCAAACUAGAGAACAUAUUCUACUUGCCAGACAGAUAGGAGUGCCCAGACUUGUAGUUUAUUUAAACAAGAUGGAUCUCCUUGAGGAUCCUGAGUUGUUAGAAUUAGUUGAGUUAGAGAUUCGAGAAUUACUUUCUGAGCAUAAAUAUGACGGAGACUCUACACCAAUUGUUAAAGGCUCAGCAACAAAAGCACUAAAUGAUGACCCAGAGUCAGUACAGUCUAUUAAAGAUUUGCUUAAAGCUUGUGAUGAAUAUCUAUUAACCCCUGAAAGAAAAGCAGAUUUACCACUCUUGAUAGCAGUAGAUGAAGUGAUGUCAAUUCCAGGAAAAGGAACUGUAGUUACAGGAAGAGUUGAACAGGGAAAGAUAAGACCAGGUGAUGCCAUUGAGAUUAUUGGAGGGAAGAAGGCCGGGAAAAAAAGUACAGUUGUCGGUUUGGAAAUGUUCAGGAAAACUCUGGAUGAAGGAAUUGCAGGGGAUCAAGUUGGAAUUUUACUAAAAAAUGUCAAAAAAGACGAUGUUUCAAGAGGAUUUGUUAUAACAUGCCCGGGAAAAUAUUCAUGCUAUGAUUCGUUUGAUGCAGAUUUGUAUGUGUUGACGCAUGAAGAAGGGGGAAGAAAAAAUGCUUUCGUCUCAAACUAUAGGCCUCAAGCUUUUAUAAGAACAGGUGAUAUUAGCUGUUCAGUCCACCUUCCAGAAAAUGUGCCCAUGGCUGCUCCCGGAGAUAGCUUGAGGUGUAAUAUUAAGCUUUUACACCAUAUGCCGCUACACGAAGGACUUAGAUUCGCACUGAGGGAAGGAGGAAGAACGGUGGCAUCAGGAAUAAUUUCUAAAGUUAAUCCAUAAAUAAAUUUGUACAAAUAAAUUCCAUUUUUAAACAAAAUAACAUCUUGAAUUUUUAUUCCAAAUA